This is a messenger RNA of Mesocricetus auratus (golden hamster), 5552 nucleotides long. RefSeq names its product zinc finger DHHC-type palmitoyltransferase 15 (gene Zdhhc15). Gene Ontology annotation, biological process: protein targeting to membrane; peptidyl-L-cysteine S-palmitoylation; synaptic vesicle maturation. Bases 273 to 1286 code for a protein of 337 amino acids. Gene Ontology annotation, cellular component: Golgi apparatus; endoplasmic reticulum. NCBI's taxonomy places the organism in Eukaryota, Metazoa, Chordata, Mammalia, Rodentia, Cricetidae. Gene Ontology annotation, molecular function: protein-cysteine S-palmitoyltransferase activity. The record is from RefSeq and is a predicted model, not a curated record. The transcript has 12 exons.
GGGACCGCAGUCCCUCCCAGCCCGGCGGCCUAGACUGCCUGGCGACCACCUUCUGCCCCACCAAGGCCGGUUCCUCCAGCCGGGACUCAAGUCUGCUGGGGCAGGCUGGGCGUGCAGGGCAGAGCAGCCCCACAGGUGGCGGCGGCUCAAGACGGUUCCCGCCAGGCUAGGCAGUGGAGCGCCGCACAGUGCGCCUUCACGCCUCCCAGCCGCCGCCCAGGCAGUUCCCGGCCAGCGCCAGCAGGCCUGCUCGGUCGAUCUUCGAGCCGAAGAUGCGGCGGGGCUGGAAGAUGGCUCUGACUGGGGGGUUGCGGUGCUGCCGCCGGGUACUGUCCUGGGUGCCAGUGCUCGUUAUUGUCCUCGUCGUUCUGUGGUCCUACUAUGCCUACGUCUUUGAACUCUGCCUGGUGACUGUUUUGAGCCCAGCAGAAAAAGUUAUCUACCUCACACUAUAUCAUGCCAUUUUUGUGUUCUUUGCAUGGACCUACUGGAAGUCUAUCUUUACACUCCCACAGCAGCCAAACCAGAAGUUCCACUUGUCCUAUACAGACAAGGAGCGCUAUGAAAAUGAAGAGAGACCUGAGGUCCAGAAGCAAAUGCUUGUGGAUAUGGCCAAGAAGCUACCAGUGUACACGAGAACCGGGAGUGGAGCUGUACGGUUCUGUGACCGGUGCCAUCUAAUCAAGCCAGACCGCUGCCAUCACUGUUCUGUCUGUGCUAUGUGUGUUUUAAAAAUGGACCAUCAUUGCCCAUGGGUCAAUAACUGCAUUGGAUUUUCCAACUACAAAUUCUUCCUUCAGUUCUUAGCUUAUUCCGUUCUCUAUUGCCUGUACAUUGCUACAACCGUCUUCAGCUAUUUCAUCAAAUACUGGAGAGGGGAAUUGCCCAGUGUUCGCUCUAAGUUCCAUGUCCUCUUUCUCCUCUUUGUGGCCUGCAUGUUUUUUGUCAGCCUUGUGAUUCUCUUUGGUUACCAUUGUUGGCUUGUCAGCAGAAACAAAACUACCUUAGAGGCCUUUUGCACUCCAGUAUUUACAAGUGGACCAGAGAAAAAUGGGUUUAACCUCGGCUUCAUCAAGAAUAUCCAGCAGGUAUUUGGCGAUAAUAAGAAGUUCUGGUUAAUACCUAUUGGGCCCAGCCCUGGCGACGGACACUCCUUCCCUAUGAGAUCUAUGAAUGAGUCACAGAACCCACUGCUGGCAAAUGAAGAACCCUGGGAAGACAAUGAGGAUGACAAUCGAGAUUAUCCGGAAGGUUCAUCAUCACUUGCUGUGGAGACAGAAACGUAGCGGUUUCCAUGUUUUCUGCAUCUCCAACAGGAACCACCAUCUCCCAUGAGGCUUACACACUUCAAUGUUGAGAAUCACUCUAAUCCUCAAAAUAAGUCACCAUGUUGGAUAGAAAUCUUCACAGUUUGGGUGUUCCAUCAAAUACGUGCUGUGCAGGUGUUUUAGGACUUUGCAAAUUGACUUUGCUGAUUGAACUCAUUUUGGAAACAAUUGCUUCAAGCCAGUUUUUCUGUCUGACCCUCCCCCAAUCCAUGAAAGUCUAAGUAAAUAUAUAUAUACAUAUAUAUGUGUAUAUAUAUAUACAUAUAUAUAUAUGUAUAUAUAUAUAUACUCAUCUAGUUGGGUAAAAGGGAAUUCAGAAGAUUACCAUGGAGUCUAAUUCCCCCAUGAAAGACUAUUAAUCAUGCCUCUCUGCAGGGUCUUUUCUGGUAUUGAGGGGAGUCAGCAUGUGUUUGCGGCUUAUGUUCAUGGGCGUAUAUAAACAUGUGUAUGUGCAACAGAGUUCUGCCAAAUCUCAAGGUUUAAAAACUGAGGAUUGUAUUUAAUCAUGCUUUUCACCUAAAUAGCAAUUUAAAUAUUUGAUGAACUCUGAACUAACCCUAUAUCACGUGUCUGAAAUUUAAGAAGGAGAUUAAGUAGACUGUGACCAUGGUCCUGUUGAGAAUUGAACAAUGCAAACCCUGUCUUGUCACAGAAAUGUCUGAAAGCUAAUAGGGCAGACCAGAUCAGACUUCCAUUUCAGUGAGCACAACAAUUAGCAUUCUAAGGUCGAGCAUGAUGGUGCAUGCCUGUCAUCCCAGCACUUGGAAAGCAGGGGGGGUGCUGCAAAGUCAGGACCAGCCUGGUUGUUUUACAUAGUGAAUUCCAGGCAGCUUGGGUUACAUAAGAAAACCCUAUCUUCAAAAAUCAAACAAACAAACAAACAAAAAAGGGAAUUACUUUCUUAAAAACUUUUAAUGCCAGGCUACAGUCAAAAUCUCUAUGUUAUUCAUUUCUCUGCUAUAUAGCUUUAUCUUAGCCUUUGUAAAUUACUUUUAUAAUGGUAGAAAUACUAUAAGCCUAAGUUACAGAACAUCCAUUUUAUAAAAAGGAUUUAGGGUGAUUUUCAGUAUAAUUAAAAUUCUGUUGAAGAAGGUAAAGUUUCAGAUAUGACACUAGCCUGAGGAUUAGCUAAAGGUCUAUGUUUUCACAGGAGGAGUUAAUGUACAGUUAACCGAACAGUGAUAUUCCAGUCCUCUUUUUUUAAGCUUCGGUAGCAGCUCAGCCAUUAAGAGAGUUUACAUCUAUUUCCCCACUUAUUUAUAACCAGCCUUCCUUUCAGUCCUAGUGCCUGGAUCAAUGAGAUGGACACUAAUGCUGCUUCUUUAUAAUAAUAGUACCUAAGAGUAUUGAUGUUUUUCAUUUUUCAACCAGCACUCUAAUGCACAGCUGCUGACAAUAAAAGCCCCAACUCUUAACAGAGAUCAGUGGGAGUUACAGGCAGCUCACAGUUAUCAAGGAAUUGAACUCCUUAAGAGACAGUUGGGUUUACUAAAUUAUUCUCUGUAAAAUGUCUCUGGGUGAAAAAAGAGUUGCCUGGCACAAACAAAUCUGUGUUGGGGUGCCAGUGCAACUGAGAAGGAAAACAAUCCAGCUAUUUAAAGUAACAACCAAAUGGGUCCAUUUGGACCCCCUAGGUCAUUUUAACCAAGGUGAGACAUUUAGAAUCAAAUAAAUAGAUUGCAGUCUGCAUUUCAUAUAAGAAAAUACAAGAUGUGAAUAAAUCUAUAAGGGCAAGGGCUUAGGGACUGCUUCUAAAAUUCACAGAUUAAGGAGAGACCUAGAAGACUGUGUAUGAUGGAUUCAUGGUGAAAGCUAAUACUUUCACAUGGAAAGAGCUUUCCCUUUCCAAGCUCCUUCUAAAGCACCUCUCUUGUCUAGCUUUCCCUUGGAAGCAUAUUUGGCCAUCCACAUGGCUCUAAGAUCCACAAGCCCUGCCUUCUAGUCCUUUACAGAUGUACCUUUCUCUAAGAGGCUGAAAGCAGCAGUUCAUAGCAACCAGCAUCAAAGCAGCCUUCCCGGCCCCACCUAUCGUCUCUGCUAAGGUCCAGAACAUCCAGGCUGUGAUGCAAAGUCAGGAAGGCAUCAGGAAACUCCUCUGUCGAAUGCGUCAGCUAGCAUUCAGCCCUCAUAGAGAUCAUGUCACAAAGGACAUGACCGUGGAAGUAGUGGGAGGGUAAAGCUCAGGUUAAUGCAAGCUGAUUGCUCAGUGUCUUAAGACUCACGUUGUCUCCAAAAGGCCAAAUAAACCAGGGGUUUCUCUGGGUGCUUGGAGAAAGAAGAAACCCUAUUCUUGCUUUAGGAUCCUUAUCCCAUUAGUUAGACAUUGAUUAUACCCCUCUAUAUAGAUUCUCUAUGUAUUGAUUACUGUAUAUAAGCAUCUAAGUGGUUAGUUAUUGAUCAAGAAGACAGGUUUGUUUUAUAAUCAGCACACCCUGACCUCACUCAUUUGAAUUAUUUUCCUUAGAACCCUACCCAAUAACUUCUGUGGGACGUCAUUCCCCAAUCUUUGGUACUCUUCUUCCACAGUUGGAAAAUGGAGCUACUUGUUGUUAAUAUCCCACAGCUGAAAGGUGCUAUGUAACUCCCUAGUGCUCUUACAUGUUUUCAUUUGCAGGACUGGAAUGAAAAGUUUAACCAUUACAGUAUUUCUGAGCAAGUAAGUGUGCUCCAUUCUUUCCUUCCACACUCUCAGUGCAGAAUAUUUUCUUGCAGAGCCUGGAGUACUUCGUUAAUGUUCUUCCGUUUGUUCCAGCAAUGUCCUUGGAAAGAGACAGAAUAGAAACUAUUUUCCAAAAAUUAAAGAUAAAAGAGAUAAAGUGCCGUCCAAAGCAUAUAGAUAUUGCGGACAGCCCACUGUUAGAGAGGCUUGACAUCUUAGUGCAGGAAUUACUAUGGGGCACCUUAAGAGCACCGAGAACAAAGAGAACAGAAUCAAACUCCACAAGAGUCCCUGUCUCCAAAAUCUUGCAGUUUUCGAUUUAGACAGCUCUUUAUUUUCUAAUGCAAUAUGUGCCUCUUCCCCUCACUAGCCCGAUAUGACAUAUAUAUUUCGCACUAGAUGGCAUCAGCCAGUGCCAUAAUCUCCUGUGGCACCCAGACAGCCCGAUCUCAGGGUUCAUUUUUCCAGGGAAAAAGUGUCUUCCUCACAUUCGUGCCAAAUUGCAGAGUAUAGACAUUUAUGUUAAUGGAUACUUAAGCACAGUCCAGGCAUGUAUGUUUUAAGAAUGCUGUGUAUACAUUGCUGCAAUCUACACCUAAGAUUUGAUUAGGCCCAACUGACAGGAAUGUAACAUAGUCAAUCCCUUUCAACUCUCAUCACACAUAUCUACAUAUGUGUACACUUACAUGGAUAUGAAUGUACACUGUUUUAAGGGGGACUGCUAGGUCAUUAGAGCAAAUAUUUAUAGGGAUGAUUCUGUUCUCUCCUUUUAAAUGAAGUCCAAAAUCCCAGGAAGUGAAAAUUUUGUUUAUCUGUUCUAAAAUGUCUGCUGUUAGAGUAGCUAAAAGCCUCAGUUGGGCUGAAAGACAUGUUCUGUGCAGACACAGAAGACAAGAUUAUCAGACACUAUUGCAAGUUCCAUCUUCGCAGAAAAUUCAUGCACUCUGUCCAAUCAGAAGGAAAUGGUUGACACUGUAUGCUAUAUUUGCAUUUCUUUAAUGAUACCUAUAAUAUACCAUAUUAUACUGUAGCCUUUGCAUGUGGGUAUUAUGUAACAUAGUAAAGAAUGGGUGGCUUUUACCAGCAUGCAGCCCUUGACUUGUUUACUUCCCCCAAAGGGCUAAGGCUGUGUCCUAUACAGUGUUAAAUGCGUUCUUUGGAGUGGCCUAGUUAGCAUCUGUCUACAGAAUGAUUAAAAACACACAGUGAAUGCAGUCUAUCAGGAUAGUUUUGGUAGGAAAUGAUUAAAAUAAAAGAACAAUAAGAUAAGAUGUAUUCAAAGAAUAAUUGCUUUCAGCCCGCUGUCUAAAUCAGCAAAGAAACACAGCAGGAAACCUGGAACUGGAUCUUGAUGAUGUAUGGACUGUAUUGGAGAGCCAGAAAAGGAAAGACACUGGGGACUUCCACAGUUAAGCUCAAGUUGCCAAUUUGCUAUAAAUUGCCAUCAGUCUGCUUACAGUGACUGUAUAUAGUAUUCUUAAAACCAUGUGUCUUGCUACAGAAAUACUGAAAAAUGCUGGUCAGCUUUGUCUUCCUAUGUCCUUUAUUAAAACUAUAUACAUAAA